Messenger RNA from Sporothrix brasiliensis 5110, 2379 nucleotides. RefSeq names its product CCR4-NOT transcription complex subunit 4. The coding region runs from base 1 to 2379 and encodes 792 amino acids. The record is from RefSeq and is a predicted model, not a curated record. Gene Ontology annotation, biological process: protein ubiquitination. Gene Ontology annotation, cellular component: CCR4-NOT complex. Lineage: Eukaryota; Fungi; Ascomycota; Sordariomycetes; Ophiostomatales; Ophiostomataceae. Gene Ontology annotation, molecular function: ubiquitin-protein transferase activity; RNA binding. The transcript is spliced from 3 exons.
AUGGCACCUCAAGACACCUUCAUCGACGAUGAGGAGGACACCUGCCCCCUCUGCAUCGAGGAGUUCGAUUUGUCCGAUCGUGGCUUUCGACCGUGUCCGUGCGGGUACCAGAUCUGCCAGUUCUGCUUCAACAACAUCAAGCAGAACAUGAACAGUUUGUGCCCUGCAUGUCGGCGACCCUACGACGAGAAAUCCAUAGUCUGGAGGGUCGUGACGGCCGAAGAACAUGCCGAGUUCCGCUCCAACAUCCAGAAGAACCAGAAGAAGCGAGCUCUUGAACAGCGCCAAAAAGAGGUGCAAAAGCGCGAGGCCGAGAAAGAGAACCGCAAGAACCUGGUCGGCGUUCGUGUCGUACAGAAGAACCUUGUGUAUGUAACGGGUCUGAACCCGACCGUGCGCGAGGAUGAGCUUCUCAAGACACUUCGAAAACCCGAGUUUUUCGGCCAAUACGGGAACAUUCAAAAGAUUUCGAUUAGCAACCGAAAAAGCCCGGACGGAACCCCUUCUCUCGGCAUAUACGUAACGUUCGAAACGAAAGAAGACGCGCAGCGAUGCAUCCAGGCAGUUAACGGCUCGUUGAACGGUGAGCGCCCCCUCAAGGCCCAACUUGGGACGACAAAAUACUGCUCCGCGUGGCUCCGUCACGAGCAGUGCACCAACCGCCAAUGCAUGUUUUUGCACGAGCUUGGUGACGAGGAGGACAGCUACACCCGUCAAGACUUGUCAUCAAUGAACAGCAUCAAUACGCAGAGGCCUUUGGGGGCUUCGUCGCGGUCCGCUUCUCGGCAACAGAGCCAUCCCAUCCCGAUUCCUACCUCUGCGUCGCAACCUAUGAUCCGCUCUUCUAGUCGAGACGAGUCCGAAAGCGGUGAUUCAUCGGCUCUUCCUGCCGCUGCCAGCUGGGCGCGAACGUCGCAGGUUCGCAGCCGCCGUGGUAGUCAUGCGACCAGCGGUGCGGCCCCCAGUCCGGCCAUCUCGAUGUCGCUGCCUGUGACGACCGAGUCUGCUGCCGAGGCCGUUGAAGAUUCCCCGACUCUGGAAGAAGCCACUGCGAUAACAGCAUCGUCUUCGCGAGCCCAGGGCAAAGCCCCUGUGGACGCCAACGUUUCUUCAGCCUCCCCGGUGACCAGUGGCAGCUCAGGCUCGCAGUCUGUCUCUGCCAAGGAAACGAACGAGAAAGACCCGGCCGCUAGCAUCUUUACCAGUCUUUUGCUGGCGAUGGGCAACUGCCCACUUCCUUCAACCUUUUUGAUUGACGGACUGACGCUCAACUCUUUCCCUCCCUUGUUCGAUCCCCGCGGUGGCGAGAAGCGACGUGCACUUCGCGACGACGAGAGCCGCCUGGAUGCGGAGCAGGAUGAUCAGGCGACGGACGCGAGAGAGCCGUCUGAAGGCGAGCCGGAAAGCAGUGGUAGCUUGGCUUUGGGCGGUGAGCCUGAGGAUCGCGAGCACACUCGCAGCACCCACGGAUUCGACCAACGGCGGGGCGGACUGCCUCCCCCAAUCCAGCGGUCGAAUACCGAGAGCCUUUUCAACUCCUUUGGCGCGAACUACCUGCCCACCGCGAACCCCGGCACCAUUGGCAACCGUUCCAUGACCCCACAGCAGUCGCUCUACUCCCGCACCCCCAGCAGCUUUGCGGAUCAGCCGCCCCCAGGCAUUACACAGUCGCAGGCGAACCUGUUCCAGGGACAGGUGCAGAACCGCCAGACCUCGAGAUAUGGAUUCGGUGGCGACAAUGCUAGCGGCAGCAGUACUACGAUUAAGUUGGCUGCGAAUCCGCGCAUUCUGUCGCAGCAGUCAUCGAUGCUACCGCAAUCUCUGCAUUCGCAGCAGAGCGCACCCUAUUACGCUGCCUCCAUGCCCGGCCCCCCUCCGGGACUGAAAUCGACCGGCACCCCGCCGGCGGUGUUCGGCCAAAGUUUCGCAAACACCAGCUUCGGCGGUGCCCCAAAGGAUACGAGCCAGCUGCUGCAGGACAUUAUCCGUGGACGAGGUGGUGGCAGCGCUGGCAGCCAGGCGCACGAGGCAGGCAAGCGUGAGUACAUGAUUCCCUCCUUCCUUUCCCAGUACCCAUCGUCCGGCUCCUCUACUCCCGCUCCUCCUUCUGGUUUCCCGGCGUCGCCCUACGGCCCUCCGCCUGGGGGAUUCCAAGACAAUGGAUCCAAGCAGAAGAAGAAGGGGAAGAAGCACAGACAUGCUAACACUUCCUCCUCUGGGGGGAGUGGUCUAGUGGAGCUUGCAGACCCGAGCAUCCUGCAAGCGAGACUGCCUCACCAGCAGAGCAACGCCGGCAGCGGCCUGGGACUUUUUGGGAGCCAGGCCCAAGGUGGGUACAACCCGAGCAUGAUGUACAGUGCUGGCUACCCGAGAUGGUGA